AUGCUUUAUCGCGCUAGAUUCGCGGUCCAAAGUGCCCGGGUGGCACGAUUGGGGCAGUUUGCUACGGCAAGAGCCUUUUCUGGAACCAGACUAGUGGCAAAAGACAAGUCGGAUAAGCCAGACAAACCCGAUAAACCAGGACAGGGUGCUGACAAUGUUGAAAAGCCCAAAGACAAGUCUCCGGACAGCGCCGACGGCCCCAAAGAGACGGUGGAGAAGGCCAAGAAGGCCAAAAAUCUAAACGACGCUUUGGAGAAAGUUGCUGAGGAUAAUUUGCCGAACCGAGGAACCCCGCGCCUGAAAAACGGAGCCGUCGCAUUCAACCCCAAGAAGCCAAGUGGCUUUGGGGGCGCUAAAUCUCCACCUAACUCUGGCGUAGGCGCUUGGGAGCCCAAUGACACAGGCGAGCCUAUCACUAAAAACGACAAGAUCUUGCCGAUACAGCUCCAGUAUCGUCCAGUUCUGCCUGGCAUGGCGUCGCACUUUACGUCUCGCGACCCCAAGCUGAUCAAUGCGGUAUCCAAGUUGCAGGAGUCUCGGCAGUGGGACUCGCGUGUUGUUGCGGUAAUGUCGAAAAAGCAAAUUGCCACAACCCAGCUAGUAACCAACGUCGAUGAUAUCUACGAUGUGGCCUGCUGCUGCCGCCUCCAGACAAUCGUCAUGGCCCACAACUCCGAAAACCAGUUGACGCUUUAUGGCACGCUUUUCCCUUUGUUCCGCGUGCGGGUUGGAGAGCUUGUUGAGAAUGUCAAAGGUGGCACUACGAUCACCAGAUCUGGAGAAGAGCCUCUCGCUGCUGAAAGCAGUAAGGAAAGCCCGCUGGACGAGCUAACAGUGCAGCUAAUGAAAGGAGUUACUGCACUGCCCAACGAGCCCUAUGCCAUAAAUGAUGAGGAGGUUCAACAGCUCUGUCGCAAGAUCAUUGAUGGACUUAAUCAAAUGUCUGCCAUGUCUUCUAGCGUUAAGGCGGAGGUCGAGAAGUUCAGCCAGCUGAUCUCGACCGACCCUGGCAGUGACUUCUCUCAGCCCGAUUUCUUGGCCGAUUUUGCAGCAUCUCUGAUCCCCAAAAAUGAAGGAUUACAAGAAAUUCUCGAGAUUACCAAUAUCAAGGAACGGGUACGCCGCGUAGCCGAUCUUGUUGGCAAAGAAGUCACCUAUAUGCGUGUGCAGGAGGGAAUCUACAAAUAUGGCCAUGAUCAGACACAGCAGCGUAACCGUGAGAUGAUACUGCAUGAGUAUUUACGCUACAUCAAGAAGGAGCUUGGUAUGGAGGGUGACGACAAGACCAAGCUGGCAGACCGAUUCCAGGAACGAGCUGACAGCUUGGAAAUGCCCAAAGAUGUGCGACAUGUCUUUGAGGAAGAAAUCAACAAGUUCCGCAGUCUUGAACCCAAUGCUGGCGAGUACAACACUGUGCGGACUUAUCUCGAUUGGUUAACCCAGCUGCCCUGGGGCAAAUACUCCACCGACAAGUUUGUGAUUCGCAAGGCAAUGGAGAUUCUCGACAAGAGCCACUACGGACUGAAAGACGUUAAAGACCGUAUUCUAGAGUUCUUGGCUGUCGGAAAGCUGUCGGGCUCAGUUGAUGGCAAAAUCAUUUGCCUGGCAGGCCCGCCGGGUGUUGGUAAAACAUCUAUUGCCAAGUCUAUCGCGGAAGCGUUGGAUCGCAAGUUUGAUCGCUUCAGCGUGGGUGGUUUGUACGAUGCCAGUGAAAUCAAGGGUCAUCGUCGCACCUACGUUGCUUCUUUGCCAGGUCGAAUUGUCCAAGCCCUGAAACGGUGUCAGACCUUGAAUCCGGUUAUUCUCAUUGAUGAGAUCGACAAGCUAGGACGUGGGUCGAGCCAUGGUGAUCCAUCAGCUGCCCUUCUUGAAGUUUUGGAUCCCGAACAGAAUAAAAAUUUCCAAGACACCUACCUUGAAGUUCCCAUUGAUCUGUCUCGUGUUUUGUUUGUGUGUACCGCCAACAACUUGGAAGGCAUUCCCGCACCUCUGAUGGAUCGUAUGGAGAUUAUCAAUAUUCCUGGAUACUUGCCUGAGGAGAAGGUGUCUAUUGCCGAGUCUUAUUUGUCUCCUCAUGCCCGCAAAACCUCUGGGCUGGAGCACGCUGAUAUCACCAUAACACCAGAAGCUUUGCAACGGUUGGUUAGCAAGUACACGCGCGAAUCUGGUGUGCGUGGGUUGAACAAGACGAUCGAGAAGAUUUACCGCAAGCUGGCGUUCCAUUUCGUGCGGGAUCUCGAAGCUGAGGACCAGUCUGCCGAUGUGACCAAAGAUGUUGCGCCGGUUGCUGCAGUUGAGGGCGGCAAGGCAGAGUCCAAACCUGAAGCCAAGAAAGAGACUGAUGGCCCUGCUGCACAGAUCCCCGAGGAGCUUGUUCGUAGCCUCAAGAUGGCGGUUGGACCCAGCGAUCUCGUCAAGUAUAUCGGCGUGCCGUCACAUGCGCGUGACCGGCUGUUUGACCACUUGCCUCCCGGUGUGUCGAUGGGUCUAGGCUGGACACCGACCGGCGGAGUUCCGCUGUUCAUUGAGAGUGUGAUCCAAGAGGCGCUGUCGACAAAAUCGACACCGCGACUGACGCGAACUGGUCAAAUUGGCGAGGUCAUGAACGAGUCUACUUCCAUUGCAUAUUCCUUUGCUCGUAUGUACAUGACCAAGAACUACCCGCGAAACCGGUUCCUUGAUUUCGCCGUAGUGCACACCCAUUUCCCCGAGGGCGCCAUCAAGAAAGACGGCCCUUCUGCAGGUAUCGCGAUGGCAACCUCGUUGAUUUCGCUGGCGAUGAACCUGCCAGUAAACAACGAUGUGGCCAUGACUGGAGAACUGACGCUGACCGGUAAGGUGCUGCAGAUCGGCGGGUUACGGGAGAAGGCCGUGGCCGCCAAAACGCUGGGUGCUAAAACAAUCGUUUUCCCCGAAGACAACCGCGCCGAGUGGGAGGACCUGCCCGAGAAAGUCAAAGAAGGCAUCGACGCUCGACCAGUGCGCGACUUCCGCGAGGUGUUUGACGUUGCAUUCGGUGCAGUCGACCCUGCCCAGGUCAAUGCGGCCUGGCCAGAGCUCGCCAAAGAGCCGCUCCCCAGCGAGAACGCAGACCGUCCUAAACAGCUCGCUACGCCCUAG
Molecule: messenger RNA, 3120 nt
Organism: Wickerhamiella sorbophila
Lineage: Eukaryota; Fungi; Ascomycota; Dipodascomycetes; Dipodascales; Trichomonascaceae
Product: Lon protease, mitochondrial
Exons: 1
Coding region: 1-3120 (1039 amino acids)
Biological process (GO): mitochondrion organization; chaperone-mediated protein complex assembly; protein catabolic process
Cellular component (GO): mitochondrial matrix
Molecular function (GO): ATP hydrolysis activity; serine-type endopeptidase activity; ATP-dependent peptidase activity
Source: RefSeq, a predicted model, not a curated record